GUUUUUUUCUUUCCCUGCAAGUUUCCCCUGUAAAAUAAUUUACAACAAUUCUUUAUUUUGUAAAACUAAAUUUUGUUUAUUUACCAAGUUUCAACUUGUUUUCUUACUCUUUGACGAUUUGAAGACAAAUUUCCAGGCAAUCCAAAUCAUUGUUUAAGUGAAAAAACGAUCAGAUAAUUAAGUAAAAAGGUUAUAACAUCAUGAGUUUAACAACAGGAGUUCCAAAAGGUUCUUCUUGGCAGCCAAACAUGACUGCAGACACAACAACUCCAAGUUACUGGCUCAACUGGCGGGUCUUGCUCUGCACCGUGUGGAUUUCGAUUGCGAUGACUCUUUCGGUGUUUGUGGUGUGCAAAUACGAAGCAAGAACGGGCAUUUCAAACCGCGGUAGCGGCAGAGAAACGCAGCAACAAACGCCUGCAGGAUCAUUGUUUGAGGAUGAGACCUGGAGACCUUGCCUCAAGGGAAUUCAUCCGGCUUGGCUUCUGGCUUUUCGGGUUUUCGCUUUCUUUGUGCUCUUGAUUCUGCUCGUCGUCACCGCUUUCGUGGAUGGAGGCAGCAUUUUUCUCUUCUACACACAAUGGACUUUUACAUUGAUCACAAUUUAUUUUGGGCUUGGAUCGUUGCUCUCCAUUCGGGGAUGCUACUGCUACCAUAAGAAAACUGCCGGCGAUAGGGUUGAUAGUUUUGAGGUGGAUACAGAGCAAGGCUCUACUCGUGCGACUCCUUCGCAUGUAGUUUCUUGUAGUACUUCAACCACAGAGAAAUCCUCAGCCCCCCAUGUCGAACAACCUCAACCUCGCCAACCUGCUGGCUUUUCGGGUUAUGUCUUCCAAAUAAUUUUCCAGAUGAACGCCGGUGCUGUUCUUCUCACAGAUUCCGUCUUCUGGUUCAUACUUGUUCCAUUUCUUGCAAUCAAAGAUUACAACUUGAAUUUUUUCAUUGUAAAUAUGCACACGAUCAAUGCAGUUUUCUUGCUUGGCGAUACCGCUUUGAACAGCUUGCCCUUUCCCUGGUUCCGAAUCGGGUAUUUCUUCCUGUGGACAGUCUUUUACGUAGUUUUCCAGUGGCUCUUCCAUGCUUGUGUCAAGUUCUGGUGGCCGUAUCCAUUUCUAGACUUGUCAUCACCAUAUGCUCCGGUGUGGUACUUGUCCGUCGGUCUACUGCACAUCCCAUGCUACAGCAUUUUUGCUCUGAUAAUGAAGCUCAAACACCAUCUGUUUUCGACGUGGUGGCCUGAAUCGUAUCAAUGCGCGAGGUAGUUCAGGCGGCAAGCUGAAGCCAGACACCGUACAGCAUCCCGAAAGAAAAUAUACUGCCCAAAUUCUUUGUAGAAGGAGAGCAAACAGAAGUCCAGAGAUGACAUUUUAGAAUUAUGGAUUCAAUGCCUUAAACAGAUUGAAGGAAAAUGUUUGUUUGGUGAUUAAUUUUUGGAUGCUCAAAGCAUUACCCUAAUUAGAAGCAUAUACUGGUAGGUUGCAACUUGCAACUGCAUAUACUUAGGCAUAUCAGAAAGAAAUUAUACUCUAUACAUCUUAUUCCUUGUACCAUUCAAUUAA
Molecule: messenger RNA, 1559 nt
Organism: Pyrus x bretschneideri (Chinese white pear)
Lineage: Eukaryota; Viridiplantae; Streptophyta; Magnoliopsida; Rosales; Rosaceae
Exons: 7
Coding region: 201-1262 (353 amino acids)
Cellular component (GO): membrane
Source: RefSeq, a predicted model, not a curated record